Messenger RNA from Solanum tuberosum (potato), 2740 nucleotides. Its product is annotated as HIPL1 protein-like. Bases 463 to 2526 code for a protein of 687 amino acids. The record is from RefSeq and is a predicted model, not a curated record. NCBI's taxonomy places the organism in Eukaryota, Viridiplantae, Streptophyta, Magnoliopsida, Solanales, Solanaceae. The transcript has 7 exons.
UGAAGCCAAACCAACCAAGAUCCAUCCAGCCUGGUUUUUUCCAAUUAAAGGUGCUUCUUUUUUCUGCUCAACCACCCAGUAUGAUCUACUACUAUAUGUAUUUAUGCCAAGACUUCACUAUCUUAAAAAGUCAACUGUUUAGACAGAUCAGUUGGGGCCUUAAUUUUCAGUAGAAAAAAGAAAAUGUCAAAAUCCCCUAGCAAAAGAGAAAAUAUGUUGUAGAGAUGUUUUUAAUUAGAAGGUUUGACCAAUAAUUGAGGGAGUUGGCAGCAGGAACCAUGUCUUUGAAAUUUAAAGCAAGAAAAAGAAUAUAGUCUAUUAGAUAAUAGUAUUGUAUGUGUAAUAUUUGUCUCUAUUUAAUCAAUCUGUUUCCUGUUAAGAAAUUUUGAAAAGAACCUGAUAUGUAGCAAAAAGCUCUUUUUUUUGCUGUUGCUGUAGACUUUCUUUUCUCAGUUUGUAGUCAUGGGAAGCAGUCAUUUCUUCAUCAUCUUUCUGUUGAACUUUCUGUUGAUUCUUUGUCCUUCUGUUUCACUUCCUUUGUGUACUGAUUCAAGGGCUCCUCUGCCUCAAAAGACUCCACUUACAUUCUGUCCUUAUAAUGGAACAUCAUGCUGUAACUCUGGUGAUGAUAAGCAAUUGAAGAACCAAUAUGAUGCUAUGAACAUUUCUGAUUCUGGUUGUGCUUCUCUAGUGAAGUCUAUCCUUUGUGCGAAAUGUGAUCAGUUUUCAGCAGAUCUCUUUAGUACUAGUUCUGCUCCUAGACAGAUUCCAAUACUGUGCAACUCCACAACUUCAGCAAAUUUUACGCAAUCUAGCCAAGCUACGAAUAACUUUUGCUCUAAAGUUUGGACUACAUGUCAAAAUGUGUCCAUCGUGAAUUCUCCCUUUGCUGCUUCCUUGAAAGGUCGAGCUCCAACACCUGUAAAGUCCAAUUCCACCAAGUUGACGGAUCUCUGGCAAUCACAAGACGAUUUCUGUAAUGCAUUUGGAGGAGCUUCUGGUGAUGAAUCAGUAUGCUUUGCUGGAGAACCUGUUGCCUUAAAUACCACUGAACCUUUAAGUCCUCCAGGUGGUUUGUGCCUUGAGAAGAUAGGAAAUGGUAGUUAUCUCGAUAUGGCUGCUCAUCCUGAUGGUUCUAAUCGUGCCUUUUUCUCGAAUCAGCAAGGAAAAAUAUGGUUGGCUACCAUUCCAGAAGUUGACUCUGGAAAGGUGUUAGAGCUUGAUGAGUCCAAUCCUUUUCUGGAUCUAACUGAUGAAGUUCAUUUUGACACUCAAUUUGGUAUGAUGGGGAUUGCAUUUCAUCCAAAGUUCUCACAAAAUGGUCGUUUCUUUGCUUCGUUCAAUUGCGAUAAGCAAUCAUGGGCUGGAUGUGCAGGAAGAUGCUCUUGUAACUCGGAUGUGGAUUGUGAUCCAUCAAAACUACCUAGUGAUAGUGGUACCCGGCCAUGCCAAUAUCAAACAGUUAUAGCAGAAUUUACUGUCAAUGGAACAGCAAACCAACCAUCAGAGGCAAAAUCUGCCAGCCCCAUAGAAGUCAGAAGAAUAUUCACCAUGGGCCUUCCUUUUACCUCUCAUCAUGGAGGCCAGAUUCUUUUUGGACCUAGCGAUGGAUAUUUGUAUUUCAUGAUGGGAGAUGGUGGGGGUAUUGGAGAUCCUUACAAUUUUUCCCAAAACAAGAAGUCGUUGCUUGGAAAGAUUAUGAGACUUGAUGUCGAUAGCACACCAAGUGCUGCAGAGAUUACCAAGCUUGCUUUAUGGGGAAACUACACCAUUCCAAAGGAUAAUCCUUAUAUUGAAGAUAAAGAGUUGCAGCCAGAAAUAUGGGCACUAGGAAUGCGAAAUCCUUGGCGCUGUAGUUUCGAUUCUGCAAGGCCAUCUUACUUCAUGUGUGCAGAUGUAGGCCAGGAUCAUUAUGAAGAGGUGGAUUUAAUCACCAAGGGAGGAAACUACGGUUGGCGUAUGUAUGAGGGUGACAGACUAUUCACUCCUUCAAAAAAUACAUCUAUAAACCCAAUUUUCCCAGUCAUGGGUUAUAAUCACUCUGAUAUAAAUAAGGCUGAAGGUUCAGCCUCAAUCACUGGUGGAUACUUCUAUAGGUCCACGACCGAUCCUUGCAUGUCUGGAAAGUAUCUGUAUGCAGAUUUAUAUGCAGGUGCUAUGUGGGCAGGCACUGAAACCCCUGAGGACAGUGGAACAUUUAACACGACCGAAAUUCCAUUCACUUGUGCUGGAAAUUCCCCUAUAAACUGUGAAUUAGUUCCAGGAAGCACAGUUCCAGCUUUGGGAUACAUUUUCUCAUAUGGUGAGGAUAAUAAUAAGGAUGUAUUUCUCCUAGCAAGCAGUGGUGUAUACAGGGUUGUUCGUCCCAGUCGAUGUAAAUACACUUGUUCUAAGGAAAAUGCUACUGAUAUUGCUACUCCAGCAGCUCCUGGUACUUCCCCUCCUUCAGCAGCAGUCAUGUUUACAGGUUCAUACAAGAAUUUAGUACUACUACUAUUGUCCUUUUGGUUGAUGGUCAUCAGUUGAUAAUAUAAUGGAUGCUGCUUAAGCUAUUUUAUGUGUAUAGAGGAACACAAAAUAGGCUGCUUAAUUAGUUUUAAGUAUUAUAUUAUAUACAAUUGCUCUCUUUGCUUUCUUUUAGUUCAUUGCAUGAGUAUUGUUUCUGGAUUUUUUGGCAAUUGUUGGAUGUAAUAUAUGCAAAUGGUGGUCAAUAAUUUGUGAGGAUUGUCACUUAAUUUAU